CCGUUGCUUUGCUGCCUGCCAACCGCAAAGCCAAUCGAGACGCUGCCGCUGUCAUCUUUCUAACCCCGCUCAGCUGAUCGGUUGCCGCCGCCGCCGCCGCUGGAUUCCGGAGGCAAAGAACGCCCAGCGAAGAACAUGGACGUGACUAUCGCCCCACUCCGCGCCUGGGACGAUUUCUUCCCGGGCUCUGACCGCUUCGCCCGGCCAGACUUCAGGGACAUUUCCAAAUGGAACAACCGCGUGGUGAGCAACCUGCUCUAUUACCAGACCAACUACCUGGUGGUGGCUGCCAUGAUGAUUUCCGUAGUGGGAUUUCUGAGCCCCUUCAACAUGAUCCUUGGAGGAAUUGUGGUCGUACUGGUGUUCACCGUGUUUGUGUGGGCAGCCCACAAUAAAGAUGCCCUCCGCCAGAUGAAGAAGCGCUACCCCACGACCUUCGUCAUGGCGGUCAUGCUGGCUAGCUACUUCCUCAUCUCCAUGUUCGGGGGAGUCAUGGUCUUUAUGUUUGGGAUCACUUUUCCUUUGCUGUUGAUGUUUAUCCACGCAUCACUGAGACUCCGGAACCUCAAGAACAAGCUGGAGAAUAAAAUGGAAGGAAUAGGAUUGAAGAAGACACCAAUGGGCAUUGUCCUGGAUGCCCUAGAACAGCAGGAAGAAAGCAUCACCAAAUUCACUGACUAUAUCAGCAAAGUGAAGGAAUAAACCUAGCUUUCCUGGUGGUAGGGUUGCAGCAGAAAUUCAGUUGCAGUUUGCCCCUCUCCAGACCUACUUUCUGCUUGUAUUUUUGAAAUAGGAGGUGCACAUACCACCCAACUCUCUAUGGCAGCAUGUAUGUGUAGGCCUUACUGUUAACAUCUCUGAUGUUACAGAGAGAAGGCCUCAGAAAACCAAAAGGAAACCACUCUCCUAUUGUGUCUGAAGUUUCAAGUGUGUUAAUGAAAUCUAAUGGGAAAUGGAUCACACGUAUUUCUUUAGGGGAAUAAAAGAAUUAUGGGUUCUACAGCAACAUUAGUGUUAUCCUAUAGGAAAAAAAAUUUUUGUAAAGUAUCAAGGGAAUAUGAGUAAAUGAACAGAUUAUUAAAGUAGAUGAUGUCAAGUGUUAGCCUGUUUCUAAUUCCCUCAAGCAUCCUCCUCCCAAAAUAUCCCUUAGGAUCAUAAUAUGUGGGUAUAAAUUAGUUCAGUUUUUAUUAUUACUCUUUUAAAAUCAAAGACAAUUUCUCUCACUUUGCGGCCUGUUUGAUGUGCAGUGGAAACUGGACAAACCAGUUAUUGAUACUUUGUUUACACAUAUGAAGAUUGCUGUUUAGAAUAUUUUGUUAAAUUUUUGUAAAUUUUUGAAAUGCUAGUAGUGUGUUUUCACCAGCAAGUAUUUGUUGCUAACUUAAUGGUCCUUUUCCUUAAGAAGGUUACAGCUGUGUAACCCGUAUUAUCCUUGACAGACUUGUUAAAAAAAAAAAAAACAGACAAAAAAUAAAUCAAAACUUGAGUUCUGUGUAUAUUGCAUUUUUUGUUGUUAUAAUGAAAAAACCUGUUCACGAUAAUGUAUCCCACUUUUUAUUGUUUAAUUUUUAACUGGAACAUUUAGAAAUAAUGAAUGUGCAUUUUAUUAAUUCCUUAGAGGCACAAAGAGGAUGAUAAUAGCUGAUCUUUUGAAAACUGAAAAGCAUCUUUAGAUGAGCAAGCAAAAAGACUUGAAAAAUGGCAGUGAACAUGGGAGUGAUUACUGGCUUUUGUAGUUGAUAAAAAUUUUAGAUAGCGGUUGUUCCAACCCCAUGCAUUUAUAGGCAGACGUUAGGAUUAAGAGUACGAGUUUAUGUAUUGUUACUUUUGUCUCUUUAUUUCUCUUGUUUUUAGCACUAGGUUAUAAAAAAAUGUUUUGCCAGCCAAUUGAGUGAUUUCAUAGAUGAAGUAGAAAACAUUGAGGUUUCCCCAACAUUGAACUGUGAAGACGAUUGGAAUGAUGCUCGCUGAGGGAACUCUGUAUGUCCUGGGAUCAGAAGCAAUAGCAUUCGCUCUUUCUGGUUUUUCUUGCUUAAUUUCUUUGCCAGAACACAGUUGUCAUCUUUAGCACAGUGAUAUCACCAUGACUUCACAGACAUGGUCUCGAAUCUGUACCCUUACCCAAGUAUGAAGAAUAAAAUUUAUCAAAGUUU
Otolemur garnettii (small-eared galago) is the source of this 2153-nucleotide messenger RNA. It is a transcript of the gene ARL6IP5, whose product is annotated as ADP ribosylation factor like GTPase 6 interacting protein 5. NCBI's taxonomy places the organism in Eukaryota, Metazoa, Chordata, Mammalia, Primates, Galagidae. The record is from RefSeq and is a predicted model, not a curated record. Gene Ontology annotation, biological process: negative regulation of transport. Bases 136 to 702 code for a protein of 188 amino acids. The transcript has 3 exons. Gene Ontology annotation, cellular component: membrane.